Messenger RNA from Abrus precatorius (Indian licorice), 1321 nucleotides. Its product is annotated as RING-H2 finger protein ATL60-like. NCBI's taxonomy places the organism in Eukaryota, Viridiplantae, Streptophyta, Magnoliopsida, Fabales, Fabaceae. The transcript has a single exon. The record is from RefSeq and is a predicted model, not a curated record. The coding region runs from base 298 to 1242 and encodes 314 amino acids.
UCUGUGUUCCAAACCCAAUUCACAAUCCAAACUCAACUUCCCCUUCUCUUUUCACUCUCAAAUUCUCAUAUGCCCAUUUCAACACUCAAAGUUUUAUUCCAAAAACCACCACUACCCUUUUUUCCUUUUCAUUUUCCCUGCAAAACCCAGAAUUUUCAGAGUGAUUUUCCAUCUGGGUUUUGACCAUUUUGUGAGAUUCUGAUUCUGCGGUGUGUUCAAAUUUGCAGCUGAAACAGAAAGCUUCCAUUUUUAUAUUUAAACUGCAAGAGAGAGAGAACAUAAGGGAAAGUUAUCAACAUGGGUGCAACGACAGGAUCAAGCGACUCAUUAGGUGAAUCUGGCACAGUCGCGAUUACUGGGAAGAUCAUGGUGGUGGCUAUAAUCUUCUUCUUCAUGGUGGUUGUGUUUGUCUUUGUGCUUCAUCUCUAUGCAAAAUGGUUCUGGUGGAGUAUUGAGCAAAACAUUACUCCUCAACCCGGCAACCGGCGCCCGCGCCGGCGCCGGUUUGUCUUCGCCCCCGGCCAAGACCCGGUCAUCUAUGGCAAUCACCAAACUGGGCUUGACCCUUCAGUUCUUAGGUCCUUGCCAGUGUUGGUGUUUCAGCCAGAGGAAUUCAAAGAUGGUUUGGAAUGUGCUGUGUGUCUCGCUGAGAUUGUUCAAGGUGAAAAGGCAAGGCUUUUACCUAAAUGUAACCAUGGGUUUCAUGUGGAUUGCAUUGAUAUGUGGUUCCAAUCCCAUUCUACUUGCCCUCUUUGUAGAAACCCUGUUGCCUCCUCUGAAUCUUCUAAGCCAAGUGGUAGUUCAAAUGCCGAAGAGAAUGUCUCGGUGAAUAAUAAUAAUGAGUCAUCAGAGCAAGAAAAUUCAGCUGCCGUUAGUGGCUUAGAGUCUUCAAAUUUUCCUACAAAUGUGUUGGUUUGGGGGAAUCAGACACAAGUUAGUUCUGUUGGUGUUUCCUUGGCAGAAGAAGGCACUUCUCAGCAACCUCCUUGUUCUUCUUCCACACCUUCUUCUUCAACUAAUGAGAGUGUUAAUCGUAGUAGGUGUAAUGGAAUGUUGGUAAUUGAUAUACCAAGUGAGUUCACUUCUUCACCUUUGUCUCCUUCAGGGAAUAGGUGUGCUGAAGAUGAGGUGAAAUCACCAAUGGCAGCCACAUUGAGGUCAUUUAAGAGGCUUUUAAGCAGGGACAAAAAGUUAAGUCCUUGUAGUCCUAGUUCUAUGGAUGUGGAACAAGCGCAGGGAUAGAUAUUUGUUAAUGGUAUUCAUUAAUUAUUUUAGGAGAGUUCCUCUUUCUGAAUGAUAGCUCUUAAAAGUGUCAGAGUUA